AUGUCUCUUUCCGAUGAAAGUCUCUCGAGAAUCUUGCGAUUCUCUAUAAAUCUGGCCCGUCAAGCUGGUGCCAUAAUCAUCGAUGGCUCGGCAUCUGUUCGAGGGGAGGCCAUUAAUGAGAAAAAGAACGCUGUGGACCUUGUCACCGAAUGGGAUGUCAAGGUUGAGACGUUUGUCCGACAAGAGAUCUCUCGUGCUUAUCCCACAUUCAAGUUUAUCGGAGAAGAAAGCUUUUCUGCUAGUGAGACAUCAGGUCUCACCGAUGAGCCCACUUUUUGCGUCGAUCCCAUCGAUGGGACAACAAACUUCGUGCAUGGAUUCCUUUUGCCUGCAAAACCAACUAUUGGGGUCAUUUACAACCCCUUCCUUGAUCACCUCUAUAGUGGUCUCAGAGGCCACGGCUCCUACCUCAACGAAAGGAUCAGGCUCCCCAUCCAUCCUCCCUCUCCUUUGCUUUCCCUUUCAUCUGCCUUAAUCGGACUUGAAUGGGGAUCAGACCGGUCGAGAGAGAUCCUCUCUAAGAAGGGGGGAGUCGAAGGGGGAAAGAUGUGUCACAGCAUCCGGAGUUUAGGGAGCGCAGCUUUGAACUAUACUCUUGUUGCCAGCGGGAGUCUGGAUCUUUACUGGUCUUGGGAUGUUUGUGCAGGAAUCGUGAUCGCUCAGGAAGCAGGAGCAUUUGUGGCAGGCUCCCACAUCUCCAAAUUCCAGGAUGAGGUUACUGAAGACAUCUUGAUUGGUCGCAAGUAUAUCGUAGUAAGGGCGAUCGCGGACACAACGAAUGAAAGCGGAAAGGACGCUCAAAAGCGGAUAGUGCGAGAGUUUUACUCUGCAGUCGAGGAUUAUGAACCCAGUUAG
Messenger RNA from Cantharellus anzutake, 855 nucleotides. RefSeq lists its product as uncharacterized. The record is from RefSeq and is a predicted model, not a curated record. The transcript is spliced from 10 exons. Gene Ontology annotation, biological process: signal transduction; phosphatidylinositol phosphate biosynthetic process; inositol metabolic process. Bases 1 to 855 code for a protein of 284 amino acids. Gene Ontology annotation, molecular function: inositol monophosphate 1-phosphatase activity. NCBI's taxonomy places the organism in Eukaryota, Fungi, Basidiomycota, Agaricomycetes, Cantharellales, Hydnaceae.